This is a messenger RNA of Pterocles gutturalis (yellow-throated sandgrouse), 462 nucleotides long. Its product is annotated as nucleoside diphosphate kinase-like. Gene Ontology annotation, molecular function: nucleoside diphosphate kinase activity. Gene Ontology annotation, biological process: CTP biosynthetic process; UTP biosynthetic process; GTP biosynthetic process. The transcript has 4 exons. The coding region runs from base 1 to 462 and encodes 153 amino acids. NCBI's taxonomy places the organism in Eukaryota, Metazoa, Chordata, Aves, Pterocliformes, Pteroclidae. The record is from RefSeq and is a predicted model, not a curated record.
AUGGCUUCUAUCGCCGAGCGCACGUUCAUCGCCAUCAAGCCUGACGGGGUCCAGCGCGGACUGGUGGGAGAAAUCAUCAAGCGGUUUGAACAGAAAGGAUUCAAACUGGUGGCCAUGAAAUUAAUACACGCGUCCGAAGAUCUUCUGAGGGAACACUACAUUGACCUAAAAGACCGUCCAUUCUACGAUGGCCUGGUGCAGUAUAUGCACUCCGGACCUGUUGUAGCUAUGGUGUGGGAAGGUCUUAAUGUGGUUAAGACUGGGAGAGUGAUGCUGGGGGAAACUAAUCCAGUCGAUUCAAAGCCUGGCACUAUUCGUGGUGACCUCUGCGUUCAAGUUGGAAGGAACAUCAUUCAUGGAAGUGAUUCCAUAGAAAGCGCUGAGACAGAGAUCAAUUUGUGGUUCACUCCUGAAGAACUGGUUGAUUACAGAAGCUGUGCUCAUGAAUGGAUCUAUGAGUAA